AUGAUCUCCCAUGAAGAAGGGAUUUGUCCAGCUCUCACUGAUGAUCAACGUGAAAGGAAUAGAUUGGAUCGAAUUGAGCAGAAAGAAAAAGAAGAAUUGGCGGCCAAUGAAAUGUUUCCCCCACGAGAUUCUUACAUUACCGGAAGAAUCAGAUCACCAAAGAGAGGAGGCAGCUCUUUCGGAGCAGAUUCUGGAGAUUUUGGGCCAAUAAAGCCACUGCCAGAAAAUAGAGCACGACCAGAGAACAGAGGCAUAAGAGACUCCAGAGACCUCCGUAUAGAGCUACAAGGAAGGAGAGAGGAACAUAGCAGGAAUAUCAGGAACAGAGUGGAUGACCUAUCAAUGGAACCACUUCCCCGAGGUUAUUCCCGUAUGGAAUGGAGACCACGACAGCAGAAUAACAGAGAACAAGGGAAAGAAAAUGAAGGCCCCGGGGAAGGGUGA
Messenger RNA from Thlaspi arvense, 444 nucleotides. The record is from the annotation of a GenBank genome assembly. NCBI's taxonomy places the organism in Eukaryota, Viridiplantae, Streptophyta, Magnoliopsida, Brassicales, Brassicaceae.